AUGGACUCAGAUCCUCCGCAACCUGGACAAUGGCCUGUUGAUCCACAGGACGAUGAGCCACAAAUUUUGAAGGAAAGAAUGUGGGUUGAUGGCUGCUUCGAUUUCGCACAUCACGGUCAUGCCGGUGCGAUGCUGCAGGCGCGGCAAUUGGGCGAUGAGCUCUACGUUGGUGUGCAUUCGGAUGAGGCUAUUCUCGCCAACAAGGGCCCAACCGUCAUGACCUUGGAUGAACGGAUAGCUGCGGUCGAAGCGUGCAGGUGGGCCACCAAAGCAGUUCCCCAUGCACCGUACAACACACAGUUACCCUGGAUUUCCCAUUAUGGCUGUUUCUAUGUUGUGCAUGGCGAUGAUAUUACCUCUGACGCGAAUGGUGAGGAUACGUAUCGAUUCGUGAAGGAGGCCGGUCGAUUCCUGGAGGUGAAGAGGACUCCAGGAAUCUCCACGACGGAUCUAGUUGGCAGAAUGCUGCUUUGCACUAAAGGACAUUUUAUUCCAGCGCUAGACACCGGGCUGCAGCAUCCGCAACACGGCGCUCAGAUGCUGGAACGUAUUCAGCAAUAUGCAACUGACCAGACUGGAUUGCAUCCUGGUGCCGAGGUAUACAUCUGGAAAGCUGAUGUAGAAGCUCAACUACAUCUAACGAAGGAGACAGGCAGAUUCACAAAGUUUGUGACUGGCAAUCGGCCACAGCCUGGUCAAAGAGUCGUGUAUGUUGACGGUGGCUUUGAUCUGUUCUCCUCGGGGCAUAUCGAGUUUUUGAAGAGAGUGAAUCAAGCAGAGAGUGGCAAGGCACAUAUAGUGGCGGGUAUACACAACGACGAAGUCAUCAAUCGCUACAAGGGUAUGAACUACCCCAUCAUGAAUAUCUUCGAAAGAGGGCUGUGUGUUUUACAAUGCAAAUAUGUCAACGCGGUCGUCUUCGGAGCACCACUUGCGCCCUCCAAAGAGUACCUGGGUAGUAUGCCUGUAGGCACGAUAUCCGCAGUUUAUCACGGACCCACAGAAUUCCUUCCCAUGGACUACGACCCAUAUGCCGAUGCGAAAGCGCUUGGUAUCAUGAAGCAGAUUCCAGACCAUCCCUACAAACAUGUCAACGCGUCGGAAAUCCUAGGUCGUAUUGAGAAAGGUCGUGCAGCUUUCGAAGAGCGACAACGACGGAAAGGACAAAAGGCUGUGGUUGAGGGGGCAAUAAAAGCUGAAGAAUUGAUAGCUCGAGGCCAAUAG
Messenger RNA from Lithohypha guttulata, 1224 nucleotides. It is a transcript of the gene MUQ1, whose product is annotated as choline phosphate cytidylyltransferase. The record is from RefSeq and is a predicted model, not a curated record. Gene Ontology annotation, biological process: phosphatidylethanolamine biosynthetic process. Lineage: Eukaryota; Fungi; Ascomycota; Eurotiomycetes; Chaetothyriales; Trichomeriaceae. Gene Ontology annotation, cellular component: cytoplasm. Gene Ontology annotation, molecular function: ethanolamine-phosphate cytidylyltransferase activity. The transcript is spliced from 2 exons. The coding region runs from base 1 to 1224 and encodes 407 amino acids.